GCGGCGCAUGCUCGGGAGGCGCCGGCCCCGCGGGUCUCAGCCCGGCUCGGCGGGAACAAAGGCUGCCCCGCGCCGCCCGCGGGCGAUGCUGUGGCCCCGUUGCCUGUGGAUUAUGGGUACAACUGCCAGCACGGCUCAACAGACUGUCUCAGCAGCUACGUUUGAGAACGUUCACGGCAACGGGACCAUGGACGACCGUCGCUCUCUUAGCAUCCACUCCUUCCAGACGGUUGGUCUUCACAACAGCAAAGCAAAGUCCAUCAUCACCAACAAAGUGGCACCAGUAGUUAUUACUUACAACUGCAAAGAGGAAUUCCAGAUUCAUGAUGACCUACUCAAGGCCAACUACGCAGUGGGUCGGAUUUCGGAAACCACUCCAGAACACUACCUUGUACAAGGGAAAUAUUUUAUGGUCAGAGAUGUAUACAGUAAGUUAGAUGUACUGAACACUACUAGUAGUUGUGGAGCUCCGAAUUUCCGACAGGCAAGAGGAGGGUAUGCAGUGUUUGGAAUGGGACAGCCCAGCCUCGAUGGAUUCAAGCAAGUGAUGCAGAAACUCCAGAAUGAUGGGCACAAGGAGUGCAUCUUCUUUUGUGUUCGUGAGGAGCCUGUGGUAUUUCUACGCAUGGAAAAUGAUUUUGUACCCUACACACCCAGAGGAAAGGAGAACUUGCAUGAAAAUCUGCACAGUCUGCAGAGAGGGGUCAAAGUGGAAAACUUGGAGCUUGCAACCCGGAAAGAGAUACAUGACUUUGCCCAGCUGAGUGAGAACACGUACUAUGUCUAUAAUGAUAUUGAACAUUUCAAAGAUGAGCCGCAUUCUGUGAGCAUCCAUUGUGAAGAGGACAUCCAUGUGACAGAAGAAGUAUACAAGAGGCCUGUUUUUCUGCUGCCAUCUUACAGGUACUGUCGUCUGCCUUUGCCUGUGGAUGGGGCGCCUCUUGAAGCACAGUUUGAUGUUUUCAUCAAUUUCCUCAGGGAGAGUCCAAACCUGCUCCUGCUUCGGGACCCUGGCAAACCACCUCCUGCUUUACUUUUCAGCUGCCAAACUGGAGUGGGCAGGACCAACUUAGCCAUGGUCUUAGGCACUCUUGUGCUCUAUCACCUCAAGGUACCGCAAAAGCCAGACCUUCCUCAUCCUGCUAGAACUUCACCAAGGGAUCGAUUUCAGGUUAUUCAAAACUUUAUUGACAUGGUACCAAAAGGCCAACAAAUAGUAGAGGAGGUGGACAGUGCCAUCACCUUCUGCUCUGAAAUGCAUGACAUGAGAGAAGCCAUCUAUGAAUAUAAGAAGAAAUUGGAAGGGAUUGGAGAAGAUUACCAAAUUCAGGGGAAUAGCACAAAAGAAUAUUUUCUUCAAAGGACUUUGCAGUGCCUUGAACGCUAUUUCUACUUGAUUGCCUUCAACUACUACCUUCAUGAGCAGUACCCCAUGGCCUUCGCCCUUGACUUCAGCAGAUGGAUGUGUAGACACCCAGAAUUGUAUAGGCUGCAGGUGAACAUGAACCUGUCAGAGCUCACUGUGACAGGGGAGCUGAUAACAAAGGGGAUACGAGUACUGGUGGUAGAUGAGCGCUUUUCCCCAGAUGUGCUCAGUACUGUGAAGGAGAUGAACGUAGCCAACUUCAGGAGGGUUCCUAAAAUGCCUGUGUAUGGGACAGCACAGCCCAACUCCAAGGCCAUUGGGAAAGUCCUGAGCUACUUAACUGAUGCAAAGAGGAAGUACUCCCACAUCUUGUGGAUAAACCUCCGUGAAGAAGUAGUGCUGGAAGGGAAUGAACAAACCUAUACCCUCAGGGAACCUGGGAAUCUUGAACAACAGAUUACAGUCCCUGUAAGAAUGCCUGAACAACUAGAGAAACUAGAGUGCACCCUGAAGAAUGACAUGCUGAAGUCCCAGAAGUGGCUGGAGGUGUAUCUGGAGCAGGAAAAACAGAUGAAGACAUUUAAGACUUGCCUGACCAUACAGGAGAUAUUUAAUCAACACAAAAGCACAUGCCAGGGACUGAUGUACAAACGGAUCCCAAUCCCAGACUUCUGUGCUCCCAAGGAGCAGGAUUUUGAUCAGCUGCUGGAUGCAAUGAAGAGUGCAUUGGCUGAAGAUUCCCACACGGCCUUUGUGUUCAACUGCCACAGUGGCAGAGGGAGAACCACCACAGCCAUGGUUAUUGCUGUCCUCACACUUUGGCACUUCAAUGGUAUUCCUGAGGUGAGCGAGGAUGAAAUUGUUAGUGUGCCUGAUGCAAAGUAUACCAAAGGGGAAUUUGAGGUAGUGAUGAAGGUGGUCCAGCUUUUGCCAGAGGGUCACAGAAUAAAGAAGGAGGUAGAUAUGGCACUGGAUACUGUGAGUGAGACCAUGACACCUAUGCAUUAUCACCUGAGAGAAAUCAUCGUGUGCACAUACAGGCAGGGGAAAACAGCUAAGGAAGAGAAAGAAAUGAGAACAUUGCAGCUGAGGAGCCUACAGUACUUGGAACGAUAUAUCUGUCUGAUCCUGUUCAAUGCAUACCUGCAUCUGGAGAAAAAGGACUCUUGGCAGAGGCCAUUUAGUGUUUGGAUGUAUGAGGUCCAUUGAGGCCAGUUUCAGAGCUUUCAGGCCUAUUUUCAACCACAUAUUGAAGACUACUUAUGCUCUCUCUGAAAUUGUGCAUCUUUUACAACUCAAUCAAGUGGUGAAUGCAGAAGCCCAAUCAUCAAGACUCCUGGCAGAAGAGAUCAAACAGGUUUUUGAACAUCUCUCAAACAAAUUCCUCAAGUGCAGAUUCAUUUCUCUAGUACAUGUUCCCAGUGAAAUUCUGAGCUUCACAGGAGAUAGGGAAAAGCUUUCUUGGUUGUCAUCUGACUUUUUUUUUUUUUUAGGCAGUGUUAAAUAGAUAAGAGUAUGUGUUUCAGUCUGGAAACUAAAGAUUUGUCUUCACUUUUUUGCCUGUGUUUGUUCUCAAUCUUUUUAUACUACAGGCACCCCUCCAUAAGUUUUCUGAAUUGAGUGGCACCCAGUUAAAAAAAUCUAAUUGAUAGAUUACUGUGUUUACCUCCUUGCAGAGGGACCUGGCAGUGGGCAUGGCAGAACAGCCAGGUGAGCCUGAGCCUGCUCUUAUCUGCUUAGUUUACUUGCUGAUCUCCUAACACCUCACAUCACCCUUCAAAAAAUCUAGAGGCACCCCAGAUUGAGAAUUGCUGCCUUAGGCUAAUGUACUCUACCUAUCCCAAAGCAAACGUUUUAUCAUGGAGUUAAGUUUUCCAAGGUUAACCCCAGAUGUGUUACCAGAUUUGCGCAUUACUUUGGGGUGUGCUCAUUUAUUAGGGAUAUGUUUCUAGGGUCUUGGUAAUUCUGUCAAUGUGCUGCUUGUGUUACCUGUGUUUCAAUACGGAGCUCUAUCUCCCUUCUGCAAGUCCUCACCCCCAAUGGAGCUAUCUUGCAGGACUUAGUUUCAAUGGGGCUGGGUUCCUCCAGUCACCAAAUCAGUCAUACACACAAACACACACAAAUUAACAUGACACGCCUGACCUGGCCGGGUUGAUCAGCAUGGACAGGCUGACACCCUCAUAUGCCAAGAAUCAGUUCAUCAGAGCAACAAUAAGCUGCAGUCAGACACAAGCACACAGGUAAACAGAAUCCCUCUGAAUCCAGCUGGGUGUCCAGCUGACACCCUCAUGGGCCAGCAUUCAGUUCAUAAGGGCAUGUCUGAGUUAAACUGGGUCAAUCAGCCUGUACAAGCUGAUCCCCUUAUGUGUUUCAAGCUCAGCACGUCCCAAUCUUUGGCCUCUUGAUGAGCAGACGCCACAGUAUUUUUGGGCUUCACAGGGAUCUUUAGCUUAGGUAAAAGAAGUGUUGCUGCGGAGCUCAGGAGGAAAGAGAAGCAGAGAAGGAAAAAUAUAUGCAGUUACUACCAGUUUGACUAUAAAAGUUAUUUAUUGCUAAGCAUAUGAAAUAUAUAAUGGUACUAGUAGUAAUAGACAUGCAAAAGAAAAAACAAACAAACACAAACAAUUACAAUACUACCCUGGUUUCACUAAGUACAAUGAGGAAACUUAGCUCAAGCUUAACUAAUACAGUUCAGGUUCAGAAAUUUAUGCCUAGAGAGAAAAGAGAGAGAGAGCGCUGGGAUCUCACCAGUCCAAGGUACUCGGGCUGCAAAGCUGACAGGCACAGGCCAUAGCACAGUCCUUGAAGAGAGAGACGAUCUGUUCUUCCAGCGUCCCAAGAACAACAGGGGAUGGUGUCAGCACAGGAGUUUUCUUCUUGAAGUGCACACACUGCUGCUUUUUUACAGAUUUUUAUACCCUCAGUUCAGCUUUUUCAAAGCAUUCUCAAUAGUGCAAAUCAUUGUCUUUUCUCUUGACACGGGGUUAUCUGGUUUGGAACAUCUCAAGAAACUGAUUGAUAAUCAGGAAACGCAUAAGGUUAGGGAGUAACCAGAUACUUGGGAGCCAGCUUGAAAUUCCUAUGGAUAGUAGAUAUACUGAUGGGAUAUCUCAUGGUUUCUUCAGAAACAACAGAUAGCUUGCAGCAUCAGGAUUUUGGAUUUUUACUUGUUGUGAACAAGCCUCAGCUUAGCAUGACUUUUCCAGAUCUUACUAUAGUCUUUUAACAGACUUAAGACCAUUAUUGGGGUUCUCGUAACCCUUUUUGGAGAGGACUUCUACCAGUCCUCUCGGAAAAAGAAUGGCAACACCUGUGAUUAGGGCUCUAACGGGUUGGAUGCUGUGAUGAACCCCUUUACCAUUGUUGAAAUGUUGCCCAUACCCCCUCUGACUCGGUCUCUUGCCUCAGCAUUCCCUAACCUGGGAACCGAGUUUUAGUCAAUCAAGUUUAAAUAGGCCUCCCAUAGUGGGACCGGAGAAUGUACGGCCCAAGAUGUAAGUGUGAAGGCACUUUCCAGUGAAAACGAGCCUUGCCAUUUUCACGCUUGGCUUCCUGGAAGGAGGUGGCAGCAUAGGAGCCAGGGCUCUUCAUUCAUUGUUCUGCUGUGAAUUGAAGACAUCUAAGGGGAGGAGAGGAAGGGCAGGGAAUCCUGUCACCACACCUCUCUUCAUAUCCAGGCAGAUCUGCUCUCAUCCUGGUACAGCACAGAGAACUCUCUGUUGCCACCUAUAAAAAAAAAAAAAAAAAAAAAGAAAAGAAAACCGAUUUGUUCCCUGUCAAGCAAGAAGAGGUCUUAACUGGCAUUGUGCUACUGCAUCCCAGACACUGUCACCUGGAGGACAAUGGGAGGAAGAUGGACAAGAAAGGUUAGGGAAUGAAACUGCAAAUUUAGGAUUGCCUAUCUGUCCAGGUCCAUGUUAGCCAUGACAUUUCUAGGCCAGGUGCAGUCACUGAAGGCAAAUGUCUCAUAUGAUAAUUAGAAAUGCAAAGCUCUAGAACUUUUGCUGCAGAGAUUAUGCCUUUUAUUAGACCAACUAAGAAAUCGCAGAAGAAAAAAUUUUUCUGCAAGCUUUCAGGCACACACGCCCUUCCUCAGGCUCAGGGAAAAUUAAAGAUGGUAAAAAGUUCCCAUAAGUAGAAGAAGGGCAUCUGUGCCCAAAAGCUUGCAGAAAAAGAUAUUUUUUUUUUGUGAUUCCUUAGUUGGUCUAAUAAAAGGUAUCAUCUCUGAUGGAAGGAACCCACAGCAAUCUCUCUGCCCCUUGCUGAACAGUGAUAGUCAGCAGGGCGGUUGAGGCUCAGCAGGAUGCUUCCAAGGGGAUGCUUCUGCACACACCCUGUCUUCCCCCAAUUUUCAGAACUACCCUGAGGCAGGGAGGAGUGGAAAUAAGGCAUCUCUAACACACUCUCCCUUGUCUGUAGGAUGAAUGGACAAAUUACAAACUCUCCUUUCUAUUACAAAGUCCUGAAUUGCAGGCAGCUGGUUCCUAUGGCCCUGGUUCAUACCUAGCACUGUGUCUGGUAUGCCAAGGCUGCUUCUUAUCACUUUUUCCACAUCUUAUCAUUUCUGACACAUCAGUUUUCAUGUCUUCUUCCAGACAACACAAGUGCAGCCUGCAGCAGGCAAGUCUUUGCUAAAACCUGAGAGCAGAGUGGGAAGCUUCUGGACAGACCUACCCCUUGUGUUCAGGUCAGAACUGUUUAACAAGACAGCAACAUUAAUUUGCUCAUGUCAUCUACUGCUUUGUAACCCAGACUGAAGUUUUCCUGAAUAUGCUACAUAGGCUUCUUGAAAUUCUGGAAGCUGGUAAUGGAAACAAUGCACAGUCUUUAAGGGAGACUGAGAUAUAUUAUAUAACAUAUUAACCACUGACUUUACUAUGAUACAAGAGAAGAACAAUUCAUUAAAGUCGGGAUUCAAAACCCUGUGCAGUCAAUAGAAAGAUUUCCAUUGAUUUCAGUGAGUUUUGAAUCAGACCCUAACUGGUUGUGAAUCUGAAAUGUAUUGAAAUAACAGACAGACAACAAGCAGCAGCUGCCAACUUUGCAACAUCUGAGGGAAUUCAGAUCCCAUUAAAAAUCACUGAAAAUCCCUAGAUCCAAGGGUCCAUUCUGAGACAGUUAUUUGUGUAUUGUAAUUUAAAAUGCUUUGGGAAGGCACAAUACAAUUUACAUUGUAGACCAGUGUAGCCAAGUGAUUUUUUUAUGUCCAAGAGCAUCUUUUAGCUGCCUAUCGCAUUAAGGCAAGUUGCUGCAACUUUCCUUUGAAAAAAGUGGCUCAAAUAAUGUUACUAUGGUAAAAAUCUUUGCUUUAAGAAACAUCCAUCGGGGUAUGACUGUUUACCUGAAGGGUUUUACUCGAAAGCAAUGUGUGUGUGGGCGACAAUUAGGUUAGAAUGACCUCCCUGCUCUUAAGUACACAUUUAAAGAAGUCACUAAGUGUGAUACAGGCAUUGACAGCUAGUGUAAAUCUAGCAGCAUAAUUGUGGUACAUGAGGCAUCUAUGAAAGACUGAAUUGAUCCUGAGAAAUCUCAGGACAUAUCUUGGUCUCAAGAUCACUGAUCAUCCAAUGAGAGAUCUUUUGCUUGUGAGAUAAUACAUUCAGUCUAAUAUUUGCUUGGAUUGGUAUGGGUGUCAUUUUGCAAACACUGCUCUGAAUGAUUCAAGUCUAACGAAGUCCAUUAGCAGUCUUUUUUAUGCAACUAAAUUUUGCUUUCCCCUUCUCCCCCAGCCCACCCUGAUCCUGUAUUUGAGUACAGCUCUCCAGCUCUGAGUGUCAGUGUGUUGGCUACAGAUGUCCAGUAGGUUACUUCUUGCAUGACUAACUGAGCCUUUGGUCUGCUGACCCUGAACCCAGUUUUCUGGAUCAGAGCCAGCACCCUCCCCGUACGUUCCUUCACCUCCUGCUCCUGAUCUCCCCAUACCAAUAUGUCAUCUAUGUAAGAGACCACCCGUUCCUGAUCGGGUCCAGCUAACCUCUGGAGCAUGGAUACAACAUGGUGGUGGGCUAUAGCUGGGGCAUUGUGAAACCCCUGUGGGACCUGGGUAAAGGUGUACUGUUUCCCUUUAAAGGUGAAAGGGAAUCGGCUCCAUGACUCGGGGUGCAGGGGGAUUGCAAAGAAGCAGUUGGCUAGGUCUAUUACAGAAAACCAUUGGGGACUCUCUUGUACCCUGCUAAGCAUGGCAGGCAUGUUAGCCACUAUAGGAGCCAUGGGGCGAGUCCCCUUGUUAAUGGCUCGAUAGUCAACAGUUAGCCUCCACGAUACCCGGUCCGCUUUUAGGACAGGCCAUAUGGGGGAAUUAAAUUCUGAAUUGGUUUCAAUCAACACUCCCUGCUGCAGUAGGUCUGUGAUAAUUUAUUGUAUGGCUUCCUCUGCUUGCUUGGGGAAGCUAUACUGUAUUUGAGGAGGCACUGGAUCCCCUAUGAUCUUAAUGCAGGCGUUGAUCUGGCCACAGUCACUUUUGCUCCUAGCCCAUACAUUAGGGAACUGCUGCACCCACUCAUCCCCCGAGUCAAAGUCAAUGGCUCCAACCCCCUUACACCGUUCCCACCUCCAAUAUGGGUUUGUCUCACAAGGCUCCCAGGGGUCAGCUGUCUGUGCUCGCCAUACAACUCUGUUGGCUAGAUCCAGGAUCCAGCCUUCCCGGUUGAACAAGGGGGCUCCCAGAAUCAACUGUUCAGAGGAGCCCUCUUGUUGAACUCCAUCUAUAUUAAUCUCUUGGGGCUCCUCUGGAAAUUGGAUGCAGGUGGUUACCCCUGUGCACACCACCCCGGUGGACUCCUGCCCUGUAAAGGACUGGAGUGUAAUUCGAUCUGUUUCAAAUUGCUUCAGGUCCUGUUUCCUCCCAAAUACAUUUAGCACAGCUCCGGUGUCCAGGAGCACACUGGUAUGCCCUUGAGUUCCCACCGUAACAGGUAUUCGAGGUCUCCCUCCUGGAUCCCAAUCGAAGGUCCCCAAUUUCUCCCAUGAGCCAGGGCUUUGCUCAGGGGUCCAAUUACGGGGGCUCCAUCAGUGCUCCUUGGAGACCGGGGCUGAGGCUGCUACCCUGUUAGAAUGGGGAGGUGCUGCUCCCUCCCCGAUCAGCUCUGCCAUUCGGAUAAGCAGCUCGGCUAGAGGCUUUCCAUGCCAUUUCCCUUUCAGUUCCCCAUGCUGAAUUAAAAACUUCCACACUGCUGACCGAAUCCCGUUUUCCCCCUCUCUUUCCUUUGAUACCCUCGGGUUAACCCAGUGUGGGCUGGGGCGAUAAUUUGGACCCCCAACCCCCCUAUCAGUUUUGGGGUAUGCACUUCCAUUAGAAUAGGUAACCAUAUAAUUCGGUGUGUCAUUAAGUUUUUCUCUGAACUGGGUGGCUGCAUUCGCCCCCCCCUUGAUGUCCAAUUAACCUCUCUGCAUCCUGAGCCCGGAAUAGGACUUCUCCCAGCACAUAUCUCCCAGUCUCUCGGAGUGGCCCCAUCAGUCCAGUUAUGGACUGAUGCAUGCCUUCCUGUACCUCCUUCCAAAACCCAGGAGGGUAAUCUAUACUUCUUAUGUCCGAUGUCCUUUUGUUCUCCUUGUCUAGGGGCAGAACCAUCCCUGACAGCAAUCCCAACAUAACACACCAGAUCACAUAGUCCCUAACAGGUUCCCCAGGUGUUUGGUGGCUAGCCCCAAACUGUCCCUUGAAUGUCUUUCUCCCCAAACCGAUCCUCAAACCCACUGUGCUCCAGAGAAUAUUGUCUCCCCGAAAGCUGUCCUCCUGAUCCAUAGGUGCCUGAAUCUCUGGGGUGGUGCAAGCCCUUAGUAGGCGGUGCUAUUCCCAGACACUCAGGGUUUCAUACUCCACUACGUUGAGGGAUUUCUGCAACCACUGUCCCAAAUUCCUAACGUUAGCAGAUCCCAGGGUCUUGCCCAGGGCUGCUAGAUCAGCUCCACUGAGGGGGACCGUUACCUGUGUGGUUUCUGUGGGUUUUCCCUGAGCAUCCCGAGUGACCGAGGUCCGCGUGAUUGCGCUCACCUCGGGCACCAGGGUCUUUUCCUGAUCUGACUUAGGGUCUUCAGGAAAGGGAUCCCCUGCAUCCUCUGGAUCUCCCCACGUCUCCCCACGCCAAAUCUCUCCUGGAUUGAAGGGGAUGUCUGGAUCCCUGGCUUGGUCUCCCUGGAUGACAGCUGCUACUUGCAGGCUGCGCUCCUGGAGUUCGUUUUUCAAAUGGUUAAUGUUAUUUAGACAGGGGCCGUGGUUGACUUUGGCUCCCUUCUCGGCUUGGUCUUUAGCUAUUGUCUUUACCAAUUUUUGCAAGGCUUCUUGGCUAGCCUUUUCUUGGUCCAAUAAUUCCAAAUGUUGGGCAUUGUCUUGAUUUAUUUUUCUCAAUUGCUCAUUUUCAUUUUCCAAGUUCUGAGACAACCCCUUUAGAGUCUGAUUACUGGUUUCCAAUUGGACACAUUUACCUUUAUGAUUUGAUUUGCUCCUCCUUUUCCUCAAUUUCAGAGGCUCACUGAGCUUUUUCCUCAACUGCUGUUUUUACAGCAUGCCACAGUAGCCAGACCAAGGCACUGUGUUGCCUUUGAACUGAGGGUUUUUCACAAAGGCAAAAUCUUUCAAAUUGGGAUUCAAUGUCCCCUAUGGAAAAGCCUGAGGUGUACACAUCCUCCCUCCAUGGGUUGGGUCCACCCUUCAGAAUCUCCCUAUGGAGAGGGGAAAUUUCCUCCUUCCGUACCCACUUAUCUUCUUGGCCUCCUGCUCCAAUCUUAGGGGUUUUUUUCCUAAACAAAGACAUUUUCCUCAACUUGCCUCAAGCCUGUCAGUUUCCUUGAGCCCUUACGCUCCCAACUGACUCUGCCCCUGCCCCUGCAGUUCUACAACCAAAUCCCAUCCUUGGGAUAUGCCCACCCACUUAGGUGACAACUAAAUCCAGACCCUCCUUGGGUCUGCCCACCCCCUUGGGUGACUUCUAAAUCCAGACCCUCCUUGAGUCUGCCCACCCCCUUGGGUGAGUCUAAAUCCUAGCCCACCCCCUUGGAUGACUAUUGCCCAUCCACCUCCGUGGACAUGGGUUCUAUCUGGAGACACGGUCUCCCCAGUUACCAAUCUGCUAAUAAUCCUAGAAUAGUGCCUGUGUUCUCCACCAAAUAAUGUUGGCUACAAAUGUCUAACUCGGGAUCCUUAAAUUCUGGUUUAUUAGGUGGAUUGAAACACUGUAAUGAAGUUCAAUCAUAAACCUUGGGGCUGCCCCCCCCUCCCCCCCCACACACAUGCACACACGCAGUAGCAAGCUACAAGAGUCGGGUAUACCUAUCCUACAAGCGCUGGAGUCUGCCGUCGAUGACCAGUCGAGGCUUCUUUCAGCGUGGUGUUAUCCUCCAGAAGGGGGUUGCUGGCUGGUCCUUCUGGCUGGACAGGUUGGGUGCUGGUCAAGUUGGAGAUCAAGAGGGCGCCACAGAGGGUCACUUUUCACUGCUUUUUUAUCUGUCCUUGGCAGACUUUGGUGACUCCCCAGUUUUCAGGUUUGCCCAAUCCAGGGGUCGUUGACCCUUGUGGGACUUCCCCCCUCGGUGGCUACUGGAUGGCAUCUGUCAGCCCCAGGGGUCAUCCGCAUGUACGUGCAGGUUUGGGAGUCCGUUGAUGAAUUUUGAAUAGGGCUCUGGGAGCGGUCGAUCUGGAGAUAUUCAGCCCAAAAGUUGGUCCCCGGCAUUGAUUAACUCAGGCCAGGGCUUCUAGCUCUUGAUCAGUGACGUUUAGAGAUGUCCCAGUUGUUACAUUGUCUUCUAUUGAUUUCUUCCGUUGGUUGAUCUGCGGUUUCCCUAGGUGUUAAUUGCUGUCUGCUACUGUGUUACACAUUCAAUCACUGAUUCACUCACUCUUUCAGGGGCCCGCCUGAUACAGGGAAGCAGCAGUUUGACUCCUGUCCUUGUUAACAUUGUUACUAAACACAUUUACAGUUGAAAGUUGAAAGGUGAGGAGUAUAAAAUUUAAGCUACAAAUGCCAUGGCACACAAAUAGAUAAAAAUACCAAAAUACAUGAGGAGAUACAAAAUGCACACAUACAAAUUUUAAAACACAAUUCCUUAUCUUAUAGUGAAAGAAAGAGGAAGGAAGCAAAGGUAGAAGAGGAAAAACAUAUUCAAAGAGGGGAGAGCAAAUGCAGGCAAGAGGAAAAAGGGGCUUUCUUCUACAAGUGCACUGUAUUGUUUAGAAGUUUGGAGUGGACAUGAGAAGACCUGAAUUCUGUUUCAAUUUUGCCACUGGUGGACCAUAAGCUCAAUGGAUAGGGAGCUUAGAUAGGUAAUAAGACACUGCUUGUUAUAGACUUCCCAAGGGGGUGGUGCAGUCCUCAACCUUGGAAGUCUUCAAGAGGAGAAUGAACAAACACCUUGCUAGGAUCAUUAGAUCUCAACGGUAUUCCUGCCCAGAGUAGGGGAUUUGGACUCUAUGAUCUUCCAAGGUCCCUUCCAGCCCUUAAUUUCUAUGAUGUUAUGAUUCUAUACAAUAUACAAAGGAAUCUCAGGAGGUUCAGCAAGGACAAGUGUAAAGUCCUGCCCUUAGGACCAUGAACAACGUGUGCACCUGGCAGCUGGGGGGCACAGGUGCGAUGGUGGUGGUGGGAGCGUGAAGGAGGUAAGUGCGGAGCUCCUGCAGAUGCUACUGGCACUGUUGGCAGCAGGGGGGCAGCAGUGAGUGCCAACGAGAGGUCAGCAACCACCAGCAGGCACUGUCGGCAGCGCCUUUUUGUAGGGGGUGCACUGCCACGCACAGGCGGUGCACCCCCUAUGCGUCACCCCUGCUUAGGACAGAACAGUCCCAUGCACCAGUACACGCUGGGGGCUGACUGGCUGGGCAGCAGCUCCGGAGAAAAGGCCCUGGGAGUUAUAGUGGACAAUAAGCUGAAUAUGAGCCGACAGUGUGCCCUUGUUGCCAAGAAGGCUAACAGCAUACUGAGCUGCAUUGUUACUUGUGUUGCUAGCAGGUCAAGGGAAGUGAUUAUUCCCCUCUAUUCAGCACUGGUGAGGCCGCAUUUGGAGUACUGUGUUCGGUUUUGAGGCCCCCACUACAGAAAGGAUGUAGGCAAAUUGGAGAGAAUCCAGUGGAGGGCAACAAAGAUGGUGUGGGGGCUGGGGCACAUGACUUCUGAGGAGAGGAUGAGGGAAUUGAGCUUAUUUAGUCUAAUGAAGAGAAGACUGAGAGGGGACUUUAUAGCAGUCUUUAACCACGUGAAGGGGUAUUUGAAAGAGGUUGGAGCUAGACAGUUUUCAGUGGUGGCAGAUGACUGAACAAGAAGCAACAGUCUCAAGUUGCAGCAAGGGAAGUUUAAGUUAGGUAUUAGGAAGAAUUUUUUCAUUAGAAGGGUAGUGAAAUACUGGGACAGGUUACUCAGAGAGGUUGUGGACUCUUCAUCCUUGCUGGUUUUUAAGACCUGGCUUUACAAAGCCUUGGUUGGGAUGAUCUAGUUGGGGAUGGUCCUGCUUUGUUUGUAAGCUACUAACUGAUCUUCUUUCAGACACGAAACUAAAACCAGCAGCAUAGCGGCUGCUGCUGCUGCAAUGGAGGAGAUUGACCUGAAUUUCCUUCUCAUCAUCUUUUAACAAAUGAAAGUAUUUAGUCAGAGCUAAUGAGCAUGUCUGAGCAGUAGGGGUCUCAGGACAAUGCACUGAUCUCUCAUUCAGUGACCACAAACUCUUGAAGGUCCUUGUGUUACUGUCUUCAGCCAACACCACCCUCUCUGUUAACUGCAGUUUGACUAUUUUUAAUUUUUCAUGAGCAUUGCUUUAAUGGUGCCAGAGAACCCUUCCAUGGAUUUUUAUAGUACUAUCAUGGGAUUCUGACAGACAGACAUACAGGUCCCCGCCUCACUCAUGGUGCUUUACAUAAAGUGCCAUGAGUUAGAGCUGUCCACCUGACCCAUGAGUUAGAGCUUCUUGGGUUGCUGGGGGAGGAUCAAGCUUCACUUUGGAGCCAAUCAAGCCUGAGGAGCCUGCCUGCAGCCUCUGUCCCCUAGCUCCACCCUCCUUCCCAACUCUGGUGCUGUCUGCAUGAAGGAAGAGGAGAAGUGAGCUGUGGGUUGGAGUUUGCCUGGCCUGAGUUGAGGAGGCUGGGGGGGGGGGGGCAUAAGGGGGCUCCAAUCCACUCACUCCCCCCACCCCCAAGCUCAGGAGGAGCAAAUCCCAGCCCACAGUUCACUCCCCUUCCCCUCUCCCUUCCUGCAGACAGCACUGGGAGCAGGACUGAGCUGAUGCAGCCCAGCCCCAAUCAUGCAAUGUGUUGACCUCAGGGAGCAGACGUUCUCUAAGUCACUCCAAAGUGGAGUGCUUUCAUCUGAUCCUUCACUAGAUAAGGGUUAAUUUGUUGCACAAUGGGCUACUUUUAAAGUGCUCUGAAGCUGUGCACAUGUGGCACAGCAGGGCUGGGGAGUGCUUUCAGGGUUCUGAUUGCAUGACAAAUGUAACUUCUGUCCAUGCCCAUGCAUAUGACUUAUCCAUUCAGCCACUGUCUUUAUUUUAUAUGUCACCAGCACUAACCAUCAACGUGAUGGUGGCAUAAACAGUUCUGAUGGGAGGGGUUUCCAUUCCUCUCUCUUUUCUUUUUUUGUGUUAAAUUUGGAGGUCUAGAAAAGUAGUUCAUAACUGCUGGUUGGUGGAAAACAAAAUUUAUCUGAUGUGCUCUCUGAGCUCUUGUUUGCAUACACUUAGGCCAUGGUUUGCUUAAUUUUGGUUUUGCCAUUUCAAGUGUAAUAGAGGCUGUUUGUCAUGCUCUGUCUACACUCCAGUAAGCUGGCUUCUUGUGUGGUGUGAUUGGCAUGGAGAUAAUAAAUGACCUGAGGUGGUGGGGGCCGCCUGCAGCUAGGGAAGAGGAGGCGAAUGUAUAUACAGCUAACUGACUGUUAGAUAUGUGGGAGGGUAUAAAAGGCAACCUUGUCUUACUGAGAUAUAUAAAAAUGAUGUCAAAUAUAUUUAUUGGAGGGCUGAAGCUUCAUGUAGCAUUCACAUGAUCUAGUUUGCCAUAUAUUGGCUUAAUUGUACUCCUUUCUUUCUUUUUUUGUCUUUCCACCACUCACUGGUUACCCUGACCAUUAAAUGGAAAAGUGUGGCUGCAGUUUUGUCAUGUCUGCCUGUUGUUAGGCUAGUGAGGAUGAGACAAACCCCCCCCACCAAGUCUGUUGUCCUCUCCAGUGCUAAGAACUUCCCCCACUGUGUGUUUUUAUUAGCCAGGGAAUGUGUCAUUCUUGAUGAUUUGCUUCAAGGCUCUUUGUCUGGCUUCUUGCUUCUGAUUCACUAGUUAUGACAUACUGACCUCUGUGUUGGAGGAAACAGUAGAAGAAUUGUCCAGUUGCUUAUAACAGCUUUUUAUUGCUGGCAUAAGUUUAAAUAAUUUAAAGCAGUGAAUAAACAUGCAAAUAAAUCAAAUUAUUUUGAACUCUA
Messenger RNA from Alligator mississippiensis (American alligator), 14755 nucleotides. It is a transcript of the gene PALD1, whose product is annotated as phosphatase domain containing paladin 1. Bases 8 to 2575 code for a protein of 855 amino acids. The record is from RefSeq and is a predicted model, not a curated record. The transcript has 20 exons. NCBI's taxonomy places the organism in Eukaryota, Metazoa, Chordata, Crocodylia, Alligatoridae.